Alternaria infectoria is the source of this 594-nucleotide messenger RNA. RefSeq lists its product as uncharacterized. The coding region runs from base 1 to 594 and encodes 197 amino acids. Lineage: Eukaryota; Fungi; Ascomycota; Dothideomycetes; Pleosporales; Pleosporaceae. The record is from RefSeq and is a predicted model, not a curated record. The transcript has a single exon.
AUGGAUAUCGGUACCCUAGUACCAAGCGUGCAGUUCUGGAACGACCCAGGAGCCUCCAACAAGAAACUUUCUCUAGUUGAUUUGACGACGGGCAUGCAGGUGAGAAGAGGGCGUGGUUCGGGCUGCGACCACCAUGCGAGCUUGACACGUCAAUUGCAGCCUGACUCGCGAGGGGACCGUCUGGAAGGCCAGCCUGAUGCGACGUCUGCACCGGAUCAGACAGGACGUCAGCCCCCGUCCGGUGGUGGUGAGAAGCUUAUCCCGACGGCACCAGCGAGCCUCACUGAUGUUGCCCUGCGGGACAGUGAGGCGCUGUGGAGAGAGAUUAGUGGAGGAGGACGGCGAGGGGGCGAUGCAGAUGAGCAUCCAGAUGAGAGCGAUACCGGACAUGGGUGUCCUGACGAGGCUACUCAGCGUCUCGCAGAACGACAGAGGGGUAUGCCUCCACCAGGGACGGAAGAACGCAGCCAGACCACGGUGAUCAACGCAGCGUAUCUGGGUCCGAGGGUCGCUGGCAGAACGUCGGUUGCCUACAAUAAGCCGAUAGUCGUCGAUAUGGAGUUGCCUGUAUGGGGCUCUUUGGGACCACGAUAA